Messenger RNA from Kwoniella shivajii, 2196 nucleotides. RefSeq lists its product as uncharacterized. NCBI's taxonomy places the organism in Eukaryota, Fungi, Basidiomycota, Tremellomycetes, Tremellales, Cryptococcaceae. The transcript has 2 exons. The record is from RefSeq and is a predicted model, not a curated record. The coding region runs from base 1 to 2196 and encodes 731 amino acids.
AUGAUAGAUUCAACUUCGGAUACUACUGGGUCGUCGCGUAACACAUCUACUUAUACCCACUCUUCUUUCCUUUCUGCGAUUUACUUGGAUCCUGGUUUGAUACCAGAAUCACCAAUCGUAUCUCACACUGCUCGACUAUCAAACGAGUCAAAGAGUAUCCAUAUCGAAGCAGAAUUAGGUCACCUAGUUGAGGAAGGUAGUGGAUCAAGUGACGGCUACGAAGACGUGGAAGAUCAACAUCGAUACAACUAUCCAGCAAACGGGGCGUAUGAAGGUGGAACUAAACCUUUAAGAGUCAGAAAGAAGAGAGGCGUUAUCACCGUCCAAAGUAAACUCGCAGCAAAAAAUAAACCUCGACGAAGGAAGUCAACUUUCUCUUUCCCACAAUCCCCUUCAACACCUUGCUCCGCUCGCUUUUCUUUUCCCAAGCGUAACCCAUCAUCAACUUCAACAUCAUCCAAAACAAGCUCACAUCCUCAUUCCAAAAUCUCUCGAUUGUUCUUGUCGUUACCAACCACUUCACCUUCUCCCACCUCGGGGAUCUUCGACAAGGGCAAAAUGAUUGUGGGAAAUGAUCGAUUUUCAGGUUCAUCUUUACAUCUGGGAUUGGGUAAAUUCAAUUCAUACGAUCUGGUCGUCCCUGGACCUUCCCCACCGACAUCUCCAUUUCCAUCUCCAACAAAGAGAUCUUUUGCCACCAUUGCAAACAUGUCUUCCAAUCUCAACGCAGACAUGAAGUUGAGAUCACAUUCUGACGUUUACUCGAAGAAGGCAUUACCCCUUCCUCCAAGUCCACUUACACCGUCCCGUGCCCCAAGAAAAGCCGCUGCCUUACUUGGAGCCGGAUAUCCAAACUCGUCAAGCACGAAACAACCUAAGAAAGGUAAAUUGAAUGGAUUAAAUGGUAAACACUUUAGACCAUUACCCAAUUCUGCUCUGAUAGAAAUCGAAAGGUUCUUUGGAGAGAUUCCCAAGAAGCCAUCAAAAGUCACAAGGCCAAUCGAAUCGAAAGGCUCUCCGACAACGGAUAGGAAUCGAGCGAAAUCUCUUUCCAGCGCUUCCAAUGAGCGUGGACUGGGAGACAGGAAAGUUGGAGAAGGUGGCGCUGUCGGAUAUAAAAAUGAAGAUGGAUCAAUGUGGUUGGAUGUUGAAGAAGAACAAGAAUUCGCUUGGUUAUUAUCUGAAAUAUUCUCUUUAGUCCCUCAGCCACUGCCUCUACCUUUAUCUCCAUCAAACAAUGUUAAGAUACACAGUGAUAAUUGUGAAACAGGCAAAGAGACAGUCCUCAUUCAUCAGCAUCAUACACUGGAACAAGAUCAUAAUGACGAAGAGAAUGACAGUCAAUGGGAAAUGGAAAAUUUCACUUCAAUUUUAUGCAUACCUGAGCCGAAAUCAAAAGCAAAAUCGAACUUGAAAUCGAGAUAUGGUCAAAGCAAAGGUAGACAGGAGCAUCGUGAAGCAAGCGACGACUCUUUCUUAAACAUGGAAACACCGAAAUUAUCAAGAUCAUUCAAUGUGUCAACUGCGAACCCAUGGUCAAUCUCUACCGCUGCACCAAAACAUUCAAGAUCACUUUCCAACCCUGACGUUUCACCAAAAUUAUCCAUCUCUCCACCUAUGCCGGCAUUGAUUCCACCACCCAGAUUAUCAUCAAGGAGAGAUCAAUCACUCACUGGUAAUAGAUCAGUCUCUAAUUCAGCCUCCAGCUCGGGAUCAAGUUCUGAAACGGAGAAGGAUCUCGUGCGAAAAGUCAAGAAUCGUCCACCGCCUUUAACCCUACCAAAGAUUAAACCGUCAUCGAAACUUCCGAUUCUGACUGCGACUUCUCCAAUAUCCGUGUCGAAAGCAGAGCAACACUACAAAGUUGUACAAUAUCACAUCAAGCCGACUUCGGUACAUAAGCAAGCUCAAGCACAACAACAUCAGCACCAGCAAAGCCAACCAGGACAGCAAGGGCAUCAAGCUCCAUCGACACCAUUCGUCAAGCCUCGCACGGCUCCAAAACCGGGCAAUGCUGAUGUGCCGAUCCCGGCUCGACCUCAAAUGCGUCAUGAAGAACAACCGAUGAGUUUCUUCGAUCCAGUCACUCCCACAGAACCAACAUCAAAGAUGAGAAAUCAGGCUACGAUUGGUAAAGAGAAAAAAGGCUGGUUAAAAAGGAUGGUCAGAAGACCUUUGGACGGUGGACGCAUUUGA